Molecule: messenger RNA, 2337 nt
Organism: Cololabis saira (Pacific saury)
Lineage: Eukaryota; Metazoa; Chordata; Actinopteri; Beloniformes; Belonidae
Product: E3 SUMO-protein ligase ZBED1-like
Exons: 2
Coding region: 213-1631 (472 amino acids)
Molecular function (GO): protein dimerization activity
Source: RefSeq, a predicted model, not a curated record
CACUUUUCUGAGGUUUUGUCCGUUGGCGAAACUCACUGGUGAUGUAGUGAAGUGCAGAAUAUGGGGAAACGUGACGUCAACAAUAAGUUCACGACCACAUGAAGGACACAACAGUCCCCACAUCACCAGAUAAAUUACACAAGAGUGGAGCUGCAACAAUCUCACAAUCAACCACAUGAUUUGAACAAACAACUAAAGGCAGGAGCUCAACGAUGGAACCCGGCACAGUCAAUCAUCUGCCGGGUCGCAAAUAUUUUGCAGAGACAGCUCUGCCUGAGCUGUACAUAAAAGUGAGAGAAGAGCUGGCCGGUCAUCUCACAAAUGUGACCCAUUUCUCAACAACUGCCGAUAUGUGGAGCAGCAGAACGUGUGAGCCAUACCUCAGUUUGACGAUCCACUACAUUGACAAUCUGGAGUUAAAAAGCAAGUGCCUUCAGACGAGCUUUCUGCCUGAGGAUCACACUGGCGAGAUCAUCGCACAAGGUCUGCAAGAUGCUCUCAUAUCAUGGAGCUUAAAUGAAGCUCAUCAGGUGUGCAUCACCACCGAUAAGGGUGCUAACAUUAUCAAAGCUGUGAGCCUGAACCGGUGGACACGUCUACAGUGUUUUGGCCAUCGCCUGCAUCUCGCAAUUGAGAGAAGCAUGAAGGACCCCCGUAUUGACCGUGCUGUUGCUGUGUGUAAGAAGGUGGUGAGCAGCUUCUCUUUCAGUUGGAAGAGGAGGAGAGACCUGGCCACAGCGCAGCAAAAGCUGAAUCUCCCUGCACACCAGCUGAUCAGUGAGUCUCCUACCAGGUGGGGAUCCCGAGAGAAGAUGAUAGAGCGGGUGCUGGAGCAGGAGAAGGCCAUUUCUCAAGUCUUAGCUGCAGACAAAAAAACCCGGCAUCUCGUUCUCACGUGGCAAGACCUGGAAGUCCUAGAGUCAGUGCACAAGGCUCUCAAACCCCUCCUGGAAUUCACUGACGCUCUAUCCGGUGAGAGCUAUGUCACAGUGUCUUAUGUUAAGCCUGUGCUCCAUCUCUUCCAUUCCAGCCUCUUGGCAAGUCAGGAGGAUGACACUCCACUGACUCAGUCUAUCAAAGCCUCCAUCCUUGAUUACAUGAGGGAGAAGUAUUCUGAUCCUUCCACUAACAACCUGCUGGACAUGGCAGGCUUAGUGGAUCCUAGGUUCAAGAUAACAUACUGCACAGGAGAAAAGGUGGAGGACAUCAAGAGCAGAGCCAUAACUGAGAUGGAGGCAAUGCUGUCCAAGUCUGAUCAGGGACUGUCUCAAGAUGCAACAGUAUCACACCCAGCUCAGCCACCAAGGAACAAAUCCCUUGGUAGCUUCUUUAAAACUGCAGCAACACCCUCUGCCACAAUAUCACAGAGAGAGCGGAUUGAGAAAGAGUUGUCUGCCUACUUGCAGUCUGAGAUUGUUGACAGUGAAGCAAAUCCAUUGCAGUGGUGGAACAACCAUGAGGAAAUGUUCCCAAACCUGAAGAAUGUGGCAAAAAAGUAUCUGUGUGUGCCCGCCACCAGUUCCCCAUCGGAAAGGGUAUUUAGUACCAGUGGGAAUAUAGUUACAUGCCAUCGAGCAUCUCUCAAACCAGACGCUGUUGAUAGGCUUGUGUUUUUGGCACAAAACCUCUAAACAACCUGGUACUCAUUGGUUUUUGUCACAAAGGCAGAACACACCAGGCACAAAAUACAACUAAAUAUUUUUUUUUACUUUUUAUUUGUGCCUUAUAUUUCAUACAGAAGAAACCAAAACUAAAGCUGUGAACCUUUCAAAAAUGAACCUCAUUCACCUUUUGUGAAUUCUUUGUUUAGGCAUUGUGGCUGCUACCAUAGGAUUGUGAUUCUUAAAUACAUUUUCUUUUUCACCAUUUUAUUUCCUAUUAUGCAGCUAUUUUUUAUUUUACCGAUUUUGAAAUUACCUGUGUGAUAUCCUGCACAAAAGUGCAUUAUAUAUUUAUUUUAAAAUAUCCUAGUGGCAUUAUGCACAAGUGAACUUUAAUUUAGUGUUGUUUUGAAAUGUCAUCUUAGGGACAUCAUGCACAAAAGUGCAUUAUUUAUUUCUUUUAAAAUAUCCUAGUGGCAUUAUACAAGUUAACUUUAAUUUAGUGUUGUUUUGAAAUGUCAUCUUAGGGACAUCAUGCACAAAAAGGCACUUUAUUUGUUUUAAAAUAUUGUAGUGGCAUUAAGUACAAAAGUGUACUUUAAUUUUGUUUUGAAAUGCCAUGUUAGUUACAGCAUGCACAAAAGUGCACUAAUGUCUUGUUUUGAAAUGUUGUCUGUGUGACAAUCUGUUUUUUUGUUUUGAAAUGACAAUUUUUAUGUUGUGCCACCCCUUACUU